Messenger RNA from Triplophysa dalaica, 4310 nucleotides. It is a transcript of the gene atp8b5b, whose product is annotated as ATPase phospholipid transporting 8B5b. Gene Ontology annotation, molecular function: ATPase-coupled intramembrane lipid carrier activity; ATP hydrolysis activity; ATP binding. The coding region runs from base 283 to 3849 and encodes 1188 amino acids. Lineage: Eukaryota; Metazoa; Chordata; Actinopteri; Cypriniformes; Nemacheilidae. The transcript has 28 exons. Gene Ontology annotation, cellular component: plasma membrane. The record is from RefSeq and is a predicted model, not a curated record. Gene Ontology annotation, biological process: Golgi organization; phospholipid translocation.
CCUAACCUUUUCCAUAGGCCGAAACUACAGCCUGUGACUCCGCCCAGUCCUUCACGGUGUCCUCUCUUCUUAAAGGAACCUCAGGGUGCACUUUCAACCUUUACCUGUUCACAUACCUUAUCGAGGAUCCUUUUGCAUUGUGGGUAAUGUAGUAAAGCUCAGGUGUGCUGUUGGGCGCAUGUUUACUGGAUGUUGCAGUGCUUCACAGUGAAACGCUGCUGUUUCUCUGGUGAUCUUGAAUGGCAGACGUCUGAUUUGGCGUGAUGAUGUGAUCAUAGUAAGAUGGGCUCUUUGCUGUCUGCGUGUGGUUUAAAAAAGAAAAAGAAAGCUGAAGAGGAGAGGCACUUGCGAGCUAAUGACAGGGAGUUCAAUUUCUCUUUUCAAUAUGCGAAUAAUGCCAUUAAGACCUCGAAGUACAACAUCUUCACGUUCCUCCCUCUUAACCUGUUUGAGCAGUUUCAGAGGCUGGCAAAUGCAUACUUUGUCUUUCUUCUUAUGUUACAGCUGAUCCCACAGAUCUCCUCUCUGUCGUGGUUCACUACUGUAGUUCCUCUGCUGCUGGUGUUGUCUAUAACUCUAGCUAAAGAUCUCUCCGAUGACAUAACCCGACACAAGAACGAUAAACAUGUCAACAAUCGAGAGGUGGAAGUGCUCAUUGAUGGAGAGGUGAAGAAAGAAAAAUGGAUGAAUGUUCAAGUGGGUGACAUUGUCAAGCUGGAGAACAAUGAGUUUGUCACAGCUGAUCUGUUGCUGCUGUCUAGUAGUGAACCUCUGAACCUCGUCUACAUCGAGACAGCUGAGCUGGAUGGGGAAACCAAUCUGAAGGUGAAACAAGCAUUGACAGUCACAGGAGACCUGGGCAAUGACAUCCAGAGACUUGCAGCUUUCAAAGGUGAGGUGCACUGUGAGGCUCCAAACAAUCGUCUGGAUCGGUUCACAGGAACUCUGACGGUCAGUGGAGAGACAAUGGCUUUAGAUAAUGAGAGGAUUCUGCUCAGAGGAUGUACACUCAGAAACACAGAGUGGUGCUUUGGUCUGGUGGUGUUUGGAGGUCCCGACACAAAGCUCAUGCAGAACUCUGGCAAGACCGUCUUCAAGAGAACCAGCAUUGAUCGGCUCAUGAAUGUUCUGGUUAUGUUUAUCUUUGGUUUCUUGGCCUUCAUGUGCACCAUCUUGUCCAUUGGGAAUGCGAUUUGGGAAUACCAGGAAGGGGAUUCUUUCAUUGCCUUCCUUCCUCGUCCUGAUGGAGCGAAUGCAUCCCUCUCUGCUUUUCUGACGUUCUGGUCUUAUGUUAUUAUCCUCAACACUGUGGUGCCAAUCUCACUUUAUGUCAGUGUCGAAAUCCUUCGUCUGGGAAACAGUUAUUUCAUUGACUGGGAUCGUAAAAUGUACCAUGUGAAGAGUAACACACCAGCCCAGGCCAGGACAACCACUCUGAAUGAGGAGCUGGGUCAGAUCAAAUAUAUCUUCUCUGAUAAGACGGGAACCUUGACACAGAACAUCAUGACUUUUAACCGUUGCUCCAUCAAUGGGAAGUCUUAUGGUGACGUUGUGGAUUUUGCCGGGCAGAGGGUUGAGAUCACUGAGAAAACAGAAAAAGUAGACUUCUCCUGGAACCCACUGGCUGACCCAAAGUUCAGUUUUUAUGACCAUCAGCUGGUGGAAGCAGUGAAGCUGGGCUCUCCAGCGGUGCAGGACUUCUUCCGUCUGCUGGCCCUCUGUCACACUGUGAUGCCGGAGGAGAAAACAGAAGGGGAGCUGUAUUAUCAGGCUCAGUCUCCAGAUGAAGGGGCUCUCGUCACCGCAGCCAGAAAUUUUGGCUUUGUAUUUCGCUCCCGUACCCCAGAGACCAUCUCUGUGGUGGAGAUGGGAGUCCCCAAAACUUACGAGCUACUGGCAGUGCUGGACUUCAACAACGUCCGCAAGAGAAUGUCUGUUAUCGUACGCAAUCCCGAGGGAAGACUAAUUUUGUAUUGUAAGGGUGCUGAUACGAUGAUCUAUGAGAGACUGCAUCCAUCCUGCUCUAAAAUCAUGGAUGUCACCACAGAACAUCUUAAUGAAUAUGCUGGUGAAGGUUUGAGGACGUUGGCUCUGGCUUGUAAAGACCUGGAUGAAGACAAGUUUGCAGAAUGGAAACAGCGCCACCAUGUGGCCAGCACUGCAAUGGAUGACCGUGAGGCAAAACUGGAUGCCAUUUAUGAAGAGAUUGAAAAGGAUUUGCAACUCCUUGGUGCUUCUGCAGUCGAGGAUAAACUUCAAGAUGGAGUCCCUCAGACAAUUGAGCAACUCGCCCAAGCUGACAUCAAAAUCUGGGUUUUGACUGGUGACAAACAGGAAACGGCUGAGAACAUUGGUUAUUCCUGUAAUAUGCUCAGAGAAGAAAUGAAAGAUAUCUUUAUAGUGGCCGCCAACACAGCAGCUGAAGUGCGGACAGAGCUUGUGAAUGCCCGAAGAAAGAUGUCCCCAGAGUCAGGAGAUGAACCACCUAUUAUGAAGAGCAGACUUCUGGGGAAAACAUCUCAAGUGGUGGAGGAUGAGAAGGUUGAAGGGGAGUAUGGACUGGUAAUAAACGGCCACAGUCUGGCGUUUGCUCUGCAGAAGGACAUGCAGCUGGAGCUCUUGAGGACCGCGUGCAUGUGCCAGACAGUGAUCUGUUGCAGGGUCACACCUCUCCAGAAAGCUCAAGUUGUGGAACUUGUCAAGAAGCACAAAAACGCAGUGACGUUGGCUAUUGGAGACGGAGCCAAUGAUGUCAGUAUGAUCAAAACUGCACAUAUCGGUGUUGGUAUAAGUGGUCAGGAAGGCAUGCAGGCAGUUCUAUCCAGCGAUUUCUCCUUUGCUCAGUUCCGUUACCUCCAGCGACUCCUGCUCGUCCACGGUCGAUGGUCUUACCUACGCAUGUGCAAGUUCCUUCGCUACUUCUUCUACAAGAACUUCACCUUCACAUUUGUGCACUUCUGGUAUGGCUUCUUCUGCGGCUUCUCUGCACAGACGGUGUAUGACGAGUGGUUUAUUACGCUCUACAACCUGGUGUAUACGGCUUUACCUGUGAUUGCCCUUAGUAUAUUUGAUCAAGAUGUGAAUGACCGCUGGAGUUUCCAGUACCCUCAGCUGUACUCACCGGGUCAGCUGAACCAGUAUUUCAGUAAAAUGGCCUUUGUGAGGAUUCUGCUGCACAGCUGCUACAGUUCGCUCAUACUGUUCUUCAUCCCAUGGGCUGCAAUGAACGACACGGUCAGAGAUGACGGCAAAGAAAUUGCAGAUUAUCAGUCCUUCGCCCUACUGGCGCAAACAUGCCUGCUUAUAGCCGUCAAUGUGCAGCUGGGUUUGGACACGUGUUAUUGGACGGCGGUGAAUCAGUUCUUCUUGUGGGGGAGUCUGUCUGUGUAUUUUGCUGUUACUUUUACCAUGUACAGCAACGGCAUGUACCUCAUCUUCACCUCAUCUUUCCCUUUCAUUGGCGCUGCGAGAAACUCUCUAAGUCAGCCGAAUGUGUGGCUGACCAUCUUCUUGACCACUAUCUUGUGUUCCUUGCCUGUGGUGGCACAACGGUUCCUCUUCAUACAACUUAAACCGACCAUCAAUGACAAGGUGCGUCAUAAGGUUAGACAAUCCAAAGCCAUGCCCCUGCCUCCACCUCGUCGCUUCCCACGGCGACGGAUCAGCACACGUCGUUCUGGUUACGCCUUCUCACACGCUCGCGGUUACGGCGACCUUGUCACGUCUGGAGGAUUCUUGCGUAUACCGAUCAAGACCAGACCAACCAUUUUCCCCCGUUCAGAGACCCCCGUGGCUGACAGCACACCCCAGACAUAUCGAGCCAUCUACCAAGAGAGUGCAAGCUCCUAAACUAAGGAGCUCAUGUAGAACACUUUUGAUUAUUUACCAUCAAGCCUGGAUUUCAUAUCUGACAUUGGUAGGAUGUUAUUGACAGGGUAUUUCAGGUAAUAUUUAAAGAAUACAGGGGAAUUAAAAAAAACUUCACUUUAAAGUGUACAGUAUGACUGUGGUGCAGUGAAGCUUUAAAUCUAUCAGAAUGUGUAUUACAGGUAGAAAUGUGAUUAAUUUUUAUUAAAACUUACGAGGUUACUUGAAGAUUUCAAACACCCACACAUGUACACACAAAACAUUUUCUCUUUCAUUUUGUAUACAGUACGAAAACUCUACCAAAAUAAGUCCAGAGAUGCUAUGAGAUUAUUGAGGUCUAUACAAGCCUUUAAUUUGUCUGUAAACAAUUUUCGAAGAUGUUUUUUCUCAGUUUUUUUCUUUGUGUGUAUUUGUGUAAUUAUAAUUAAAAUAGUCAUAAAUGA